Colias croceus (clouded yellow) is the source of this 334-nucleotide messenger RNA. Its product is annotated as pupal cuticle protein C1B-like. The transcript has 2 exons. NCBI's taxonomy places the organism in Eukaryota, Metazoa, Arthropoda, Insecta, Lepidoptera, Pieridae. The record is from RefSeq and is a predicted model, not a curated record. Bases 47 to 274 code for a protein of 75 amino acids.
AUUCAUUGUUAUAUUAUCUGGACCUUUUAUCACCUAAAAAAACAAAAUGUUCAAGUUGUUCCUGUUCGCCUGCUUUCUAGCCGUGGCGGCUGCCAAGCCCGGCGUGUACUACACGGCUCCCGUGGCCGCGGCCUACACCGCGCCCGUAGCGGCCGCCUACACCGCGCCUGUGGCCUACUCCGCCUACCCCGCGUACUCCGCUUACACCGCUCCCGUCGCCGCUUACUCCGCUUACACAUACGCUUCCCCAUACUCUUACUACCUCCGCCGUUGAUUAUUAAAUUAAUGAUGAUAAAUGUGAUAUUAGUGCAAUGAAAUAUAUUAUUUAGAGAAA